Molecule: messenger RNA, 1860 nt
Organism: Miscanthus lutarioriparius
Lineage: Eukaryota; Viridiplantae; Streptophyta; Magnoliopsida; Poales; Poaceae
Source: the annotation of a GenBank genome assembly
AUGGUCACCACCACCAUGAUCGCCGAUGUGACGAAGCAGACCGCGACCUUCUCCACCUUCAUGAACAACCGCUUCGAUGAGAUCAACGAGAACUUCGUCAAUCUCAACGCCCGCCUGAGCAACAUCGAGCGUGCACGCUCCAAAAAGGAUGGUGUAGAUGACAUCCACAAGGUCCUCGAUCGUUGGACGACGAAGUUCAACGAGCUCUUCGAUGGAUGUAACGAUUCCCCGUCGAUAACAGAUCCAAUUCAGCCGGAGAACAACACGUGGCUCCACACCACUGAGCAAGCAAGCGGCCACGGCGACGCCGUCGUCACCAACAUCCAAACCAGAUUGGAUAAGAAUGACGCCAUCAACAGCCUCGAAGCUGAGACCAAGCAAGUCAUGAUCACCGCCGGCAAAUCCUUCCUCAACAACAAGAUGGAGGAACCUCUCUCCUCCAACACCCCGGAGAUCACCAUAGAGGUGUCGAACACCUUGUUCGCGGCACCGCCAGCACCACAGCCACCGCUGCUGCCAUGCCUUCCCGCGCUUGGCCGGCACCCAGCCAGCCCCGGCCGGCCACCGACUUCUACAGCCGGCCUUCUGGCCGCCAGCACAGCAGGUGCCCACACCUCCACCGUCGCAAUCGGCCAUCUGGCCGUCGGCGCAGCAAGCGCCCCACCUCGACCACAGCAGCCGGCGCGGCAGGCGCCCCCACCUACACCACCACAGGAGUCGAUCUCUUCGGCAACGACAGCGCGACCUCCACAAUUACAACCCAUCAAGGCUCAACUAACAACUCCCACAUACGAUGGCUCGAUGGAUCCACUGCCAUGGCUCUCCAGGAUGCAACUACUAUCCAAGCUGCACCACGUACCUGCAGAUCAACAUGUUCGCCGAGACACGCUCGACGACCUCGCUCCGCCUCGACACACUGACACCAUGAACAACUACAUCGACAACUUUGCUGUGUACGUGCUACAUGUCAGCAUCACCAGCGAGCUUCAUCAGAUCAACCUCCUCAUCGUCGGCCUGCAAGAUCCACUCCAGGUGACAGUCGCACGACACCACCCAAGAGAGCUGGAGACGGCCAUAGCUCUAGCGCGAGCACAGGAGCAUCUCGCGCCUACAAACGGCAACGCCGCACGAGCCAUCCCCAAGAUCGGCGCCAACUCCGACCACACGGCACAGCGGGAAGUGGACGCCCCAUCAGGCAAGAUGAAACGUGACUUGGCACAACCUCCGGCAACGACUCCGACACCCCACAACACCCACGCACAGGCGCUCCUUCCACUGGUCGGCUACAACACCGAAACGACCGCGCACCCCAACGACAUCACCAUUGCAGCCGGUCCCAAUCUCGGAGCACAGCGGGCAAGGGACGCCCCGACGGGAAGGGCGACACGGACCUCUGCUCCUCUCCCCCCCACGGCGACCCCGACACUCGACAUCCCUCCACCACCAAUGCUACCUCCACGUGUCAAGAACAACGCCGGCAUAGUCCCUAUUCUCGACGACACCAUCGACCCCGCCAUCAUCACCCAGCUCCGCCUGGCCGCCCUGGACGAACAGGAACCCCAGAUCAUCUCCGCCACCAUCGCAGUCAACGCAGCGACUCCAGCAUGGUCGCUCCAACAAGGCGUCAUCCUCUACAACGGGCGCUACUACAUACUAGUGACUUCUCCGUUGUUGCAGGAGCUGCUGGAAUAUGUGGGAAUGACAACCCCACAACUCCUACCAAACGGCUUCCACACAGCGGCAUCCACACCAGCUACCCAGGGUACUUCACAGCAGAGGCCCUUUUUUGAAGCUUGUGGAUUUGGUGAUGAUAUGAUGGGUUCAACAACAAUGUUGUAUACUAGAAAAGCGCACAAAUAG